This is a messenger RNA of Cetraspora pellucida, 2694 nucleotides long. The record is from the annotation of a GenBank genome assembly. Lineage: Eukaryota; Fungi; Glomeromycota; Glomeromycetes; Diversisporales; Gigasporaceae.
AUGAUAAACAAGCAGUCAAAUGAGGACUUUUUACUUGGAAUAAAUGAGGAUGAAUUUGAUUUGCAUAAUCCUGAUAGCAACUACAAUAUGCUUGAUGAUGAUAGUAUGAGUUCUGUUACAGCUACAGAAAACCUUGUAAUUGAGAAUACAGGGAAUAAUAUUAGUGAAAUUAGUAAUGUUAAUGCUAGUGAAAUUGAUAAUGUAAGUAAAAACAAUAAAAUAGAACCAUUAUUUGUGUGGGAUAAAUCAGCUUUUGAAAAAGCAAAAAUGUUAGCAGAUGAAAAAAAAUGUAAUUAUGAUGAUGAAAUUGAGUGGGAAGAUUUGAAUUAUGAAUCUUCAGAAAUAGCAUCAUCAAUAAUACAGUCAACAGAAAGUUUAAAUUAUUUUCUUGAAAGUAAUUGUGAAAAAAAUCAAUUAAUACCAUCACAGCUGAUUGGUACAUGGAAAGUUGAUGGUGAGACAUUUAAAUCUGUAAAAAAUGAUCAAUUAUAUUCUUUAGGUGUUUGUGGAUCAUACUUUGGCCUUAAAGAAUGUCUAGCAUUUACUGAAAAACAUCAUAAAAUUGUCGAAAAUAAUGAUUCAAACAAAAAAAAUAAUAAUAGCAAUAGCAAAUAUCUUCGAUAUAUCUGCACUCAAUGUUUUGAUACUCAAGAUAGCGGAAGUCAACCUUUUUCAUGUAAAGACAAAUAUAAAGAUGAUACAACACAAGUGCUUAAACUUUUAGGACAAUGGAUUCUAAAUGUAGCAGCAUCAGAUAAUUCUACACAAAAAGAACUAUUAUUAAUAUAUCUUAAUUCAACAUUAUUAUUUUUUGAUAAAACUAAAUCAUAUACUUUAGACUCACCUAAUUUUACUCCUAAGGUAUCAAAAAAGACUGAAGAAACUUUAGGUAGCAUCACAUGGAAAUCUCAAUAUGAACAAUUUAUUAAAGCAAAUAUAAUAGAUAGUGAACAACUAAAAUUACAAAUAGCAUCAGCUCAAUCUGAAAGAGAUAGGAUUCAAGCACUUCUAUCUAAAUAUAUAGGAGACAUAAUUACAAUAAAUAAGGACCGCAAUGCACAAUCACUAAAAGAAGCUAUAUGGAAACUUGCUGACACUCUAUUAACUGCAUUUUAUUUACCUAAUCCAACAACACAUGAACUUUUCAAAAAUACAAUGGAAAUAAAUAAAACAGAGUUUUCUCUUAUUUUAUCAUGUUAUACAGAAGGAAUAAAUAGACAGAAUUUUUUAUAUUGUCAAGAAAUUUUAAAAACUGAAGCACGAGUUGUUAAAGGUCACAGGCGGCAUAAUGUAAAUAUAUAUAAACUAUCGACAUUGAUAAGUAACUAUAGUAAAGAUAAAAAGAGAAAAUGUGUUGAUAGUGUAAUCAGUAAACCUAUUAUCAAUAAUAAUAAUGAAUCUGGUAAACCUAUUACCAAUAACGAUGAAUCAGAAAAAGAUCCUUCUUUUAAAUAUAUCUGCCAGUUCACAAGUAAUAAUGCAAAAGAAAUUCUUGUUCAAUUACUUACUUGUAACUCUUUUUCUAAUGACGAUCAAUUGUUGUAUAAAGUCCUUCAUGAACUUCAAGAUGUAGAUCCAGUCUUUUCUCGUAAUAUCGGUUUAUUUGCGAGAUUUGUAGAAAAUCUCAAAAUACAAAUUGAAAAGAACAAAGAAUUCCAACAAAAUGUUAAAUUAUUACAAGACCAAGCAGAUCAAUUAGGAGAAUCGGAGACUUUAAAAAAGGCGAAAGAAGCUUAUGCUAAGGCUAGGGAAGAAACAAUACGAAGAUCCGAAAAACUUGAUGGACUUAAAAAAUCAGUAGAAAAGAUUGGAACUAAAGUUUCGGACACGAUCAAAGAUGUUGGAGAGAAUCCAUAUGUUAAAGGGACUAUUAAAGGAACUCAAGAAACGAUUUCGAACAUGUCAUCCAAAAUAUCGUCUACUACAGAACCAAUACGGCAAACCAAGAUGUAUGCAAACAUCCGUGAUACAUUGAAAGAAACACAAAAGCCAGACGAGUUAUUGAGAGAAACCCAGACAGGAGCAUCUAUGGUACUCCAUAAAGAUUCAGCAUGGAAGGAAAGCUGGAAUAAGUUUAAAGAAAAUAAUCCAGUUAUGCAAGGCAUAUUUAACAUGAAAAGGAAUUAUCAAGAUAGUGAUAAUGCCAUCAUUGCAUUUACUAGAGAAUUCACAGACCGUAUUUCAUACACAUUAGGAUCAUUUUUUCAAGAGAAUGAAACGGCGCAGGCAAUUACACAAUUAAAAAUUGUAGAUCCAGGAUUUAACAUUGAAGAGUUUAUGAAAGAAUUAAGGGAGUUUAUUAUACCAGAAAUAAUGGAGGCAUAUCUGAAAGGAGAUAUGGAAACUUUAAAAAUAUGGUGUUCAGAAGCAACGUAUUCAUUAUUGAACCAUGGUAUGCAAUCACAGAUUCAGCAAGGUCUUGUAAGCGAUUCAAGGGUGCUGGAUAUUAGAGAUGUAGAGUUGGCAACAGCCAAAGUACUUGAGAAUGGUAUACCGGUGUUAGUUGUGUCGUUUAAUGCGCAGGAAGUAGUAGUAUUUCGUGAUCAAAUAACCAAAGAAAUAAUAUAUGGGCGAGAAGAUCAAAUCGAUCAAUCUACAUACUUAUGUGUGAUUACCAAGCAAGAAGAUAAUUUAACCGAUCCCAUAACAGCCGGAUGGAGAAUUAUAGUUGCAUUAUAUAAUAGCAAUUUUUAA